Priapulus caudatus is the source of this 3604-nucleotide messenger RNA. Its product is annotated as nuclear receptor-binding protein-like. NCBI's taxonomy places the organism in Eukaryota, Metazoa, Priapulida, Priapulimorpha, Priapulimorphida, Priapulidae. The annotation marks the transcript as partial. The record is from RefSeq and is a predicted model, not a curated record. Gene Ontology annotation, biological process: endoplasmic reticulum to Golgi vesicle-mediated transport; protein phosphorylation; intracellular signal transduction. Gene Ontology annotation, cellular component: endomembrane system; cytoplasm. Gene Ontology annotation, molecular function: protein serine/threonine kinase activity; ATP binding. The transcript has 12 exons.
UUACAGGACAAGAUCAAGCAAGUGUUUGAUAAUCUCACACAGUUGGAGCAUGCAAACAUCGUCAAGUUUCACAAGUACUGGUGCGACACAGACAGAGAUGCGGAAAAUCCGAGGGUGAUAUUCAUCACUGAGUACAUGUCGUCCGGCUCGCUGAAGAAAUUCCUGCAGAAGACAAAGAAGAACAAUAAGACGAUCAAUGCCAAGUCUUGGAAACGCUGGUGCACGCAAAUUCUAUCCGCUUUAAGUUAUUUGCAUUCCUGUGAUGCUCCUAUAAUUCAUGGAAAUCUGACGUGUGACACAAUCUUUAUUCAGCAUAAUGGACUUAUAAAGAUUGGCUCAGUUGCACCUGAUGCGAUACACCAGCAUGUAAAAACCUGCAGACAGGAGAAGAGGAAUAUGUAUUAUAUUGCUCCAGAGUACGGAGCUGCAUCCUGUUCCGUGGUUACACCUGCAGUCGACAUAUAUGCUCUGGGAAUUUGUGUACUGGAGAUGGCAACGUUGGGUAGCAUAUCAAGUAAUGGAGAAGGACAGCCAGUGACAGAGACUGCAAUACAGGAGACUAUACAUGCAUUGGAAGAUCAUCUGCAGCAGGAUUUCAUUCUGAAAUGCAUAGAGAAAGAUCCGACGAAGCGACCCACCGCCCGUCAACUUCUCCUUCACAAAGUUCUGGUAGAGGUGCAUUCACUGCGGCUUGUGGCUGCCCACAAGCUCAUACAGACGCCCCAUCUGCUAGAGAGUCUGACGGAUGAGUCUUUUGAGAAGAGUGCCGACACACAGUGUGCUAGUCUGGUCAUGAAAGGUGUCUCUCAUAAAUACAAGUACAUGGAUUUCCCUUUUACUGAAACACUGGACAAGUUCAUUGAAGAUGUGAAGAUUGGAAUCUACCCGCUGACGUUGUUUGAGACUCCAGGAGGUACGCGUCCGAGGGCGGAAUCACCAGAGGUCGCUGAAGCUGUCAAGUCGGACACGCCGGAUCCGGACGUAGAAGUGAGGCGUGUGACAAACAUGCAGUGCAAGGUGCAUGCAGAACAGGAAGGUCAGGGCUUACAGCUGACACUUCUGCUGAAAAUGGAAGAUAAGAUGAAUAGAGAGUUGAGCUGUAAGGUGUUGGAUUCUGAUAGUAGUGCGAUGCUAGCUGAAGAAUUGGUACACUAUGGCUUUAUCAAUGAGACUGACCGAGAAGCUCUCGCAAAGUUAAUAGAUGAGAACAUAGAGACGUGUCGCAAUCAGGUCGUGGGCUGCACGUCUCUGCCGCUGAGUGGCAGCGACCAGGCGCUGACACAGACGAAGAAGCAGGCACUAGGAAGUACGGCAUGAUCGUGACCACCCAUUCCCUUAUCUGAGCUUAUACGCUUCUCACUACAUAUGUGCGCAUCGGUGGCGCCAUCUCUCGGCUCAUUCCAUAGCUAAAGUGGGGCAGAUGAAAGUGUGGCAUACUGCGGUGUUUUGAGAGUGUGGCUACCGUGUAUUCUCGCUGUAGCAGUUCUAUAUGUUUCCCGAAGCAGACGCCUGCGGUGAAGUACGUAGUGAUGUACAGUCAGGCUUCGCAUAACGAUGACCUGGACAGUGUGGUUUCGUUAUAAUGUCGUUAAGCUACUCGUUAAAUACCCGUGAUUAUUACAACGAAUUCUUUAACGACUCGGCCGAUUUAUCACCCAUCACGAUGCUUACGAACAGGGCAUGUCGUGUCUAUUACGGCACAGAACAGCACAGAUCUCUGUCGAUUUAUACGAUUUUAUUGUCAGAUAUCUAACAAAACUAAUAUUGACUUCAUUAUUAUUGAUAUCUACUAUUGAUAUGACUAUUGAUAUCAUUAUUAUAUGUUAUAUAUUAAAUUUGGUAGAAAUAUGCCCAAAAUUUUGUGAUAUCUUGACGUAAAAAAUCGUAAGUUACAUGGCGGUUGUUCAAAAUUGGCGUAUUAUGCGCUGCUUCACCUGAAUCCUAUAAUUGAUUAUCUCCGCCUGAUUUUGAAGGGCGUUCGUGGUGAAAAACAACUUCUAAGAACGGAAAGGAAGCCCUCUCCUCAUCCCGGUGACUCCACCCUCCUCUCUACUACCUACUGUUCACACGCUCCUCUGCCCAUCAGUGAGUACUGAAGAAGAUUUUAUUAUCUUGUUAAUUAAUUUAAUUAAGUAAACACUAAUUUCGUUUAUUUGUCUUUUUGGAUGUGUACCGUAUAUUUUCUAUAAAAAAUUCGGUUCAAUUAACGUACGGUAUAUGUGAUGUAAAUGUGGAGGAAAGGGCGGCUGGAGAAUGUUUCUAGCGUAUUAUGUUUCCUAUGAGGAAACUUUAUUCCGUCAACAUUGUUUACGUUAACGUUGUGUUUAACAGAAACAUAACGACAACGUUGAAUUAGGAGUCUGUGUUUUAAAUUGCAUUGCUCAAAGCCUAGUGUUUGUCUGAGGCAUAACUGCAAGCAAAUGAGAGUGACUGGGUUUCGGUUUCGCAUUUAGAUGCCAGUUUUUCUUGACAUGCCCACACAUGCGACUGGUAGCAACUUAAAAAACUGCAGUUUCUAUGAGUGGAGUAUGUUCUACUUUCUUGUAUAUGGUUGCAACUGGAUCCAGCUGCCAUAUUAUUUAUAUAUUUAAUAUUUCUAUAAGGAGCAGUUGCUAUAUUGGUUUUUUAGGUCUCACCGCUAAACUUGCAUUUUCGUUUAUUUGCUCCGUUACUUCUUUGUGUUGCUCGUAGUUUUUUCACCGAUCACUUGUCGCUGGUGGAGGCAGACAGGCUUCAUAAAUCGUAAACCAGUUUCUAAUAGUUGAGUUGUUAUCAGUCGCACAACCAAGAUACGCUAGAUCUGAACUGGGUCACAUCAUCUAUAUAUAUAGUAAUAUAUAGAUAUAUAGGUAGUAUCAGGAGCUUAUAAAUGGAUUCCAUUUAUAAGCUGCUGGUAGUAUGUGUAUAUCUGUAUAUCAUGGUGUACACACAUGAGCACUCGUGAAAGAACGCGUCCGAUUAUCAGCACCCAAAGACUAGCAGCGCGUGUAUCAUGUGGGUUAACUUGCAUAGCAUUACCCUUAAAAAUACGUAGCAUAGGAGAAUGAAUUGCUGAUUUAUCACUCGCUUGCAUUUGCUUUUCCUUGCUAUGAAUGAAUAUUCAGGAUGUCAAAUCUGCAUGGCAUGUAUGACAUGUCUUGCGUAUGGGAGUUUCCUAAUCUCAGUACAUGUUUUUGGGUUGUUGUUUAUGCGUGUGUUACCAGAAAAGACAGGUUUUGUGUUCAGAAAUGUUUUCAAGAGCUACAAAAGAGGAUUUUCGAUUUGUUUUAGACAAGUAUUCAGAAUUGUUGAACACCAAACAUGGAAUGCCAUAAAACUUUUCGCUGCUUUAACAGUAUGUGUGUAUGUAUUAUUUAAAAGGUAUAUAUAUCUAAAAUAUGUAAAGAAUGCAUAUAGACUCAUGCAAGUACAUGCGUGCGUGCAUGGGUGCGUGCGCGUGUGUGGCAUUUUAAAUGUACAGUUCGAUAGCACAAAUGGAUAUGCACAGGUGGAUGUGUGCGUGGGAGUGUUCCACGUAAGAUCUGUUGACCAGGUAUUUGUUAAUAAACUUAGCAGUUUGGCUAAUGAAGAAAUAAAUCGCUUGGCUAUCUUUCAAUUCAGUUAA